CACCACGUCUGAUCCUGCGUUUUAGCCUCCGUGGGAUGGGUGGUAGGUUCCCUCCCUGAGGGCGGUCAGAGCGAUGGCGGUGGCAGCGGGGAUCACGGCCGCUGCGCCUCUUGCUGCUGGAAGUACGACCGCUCCGCGAGCUGGACCGCGAAACCGAUAUCGCCGCGCGAUGUCGGCCUUGCCGUCCGCGACGGUUAUGCCGGCGGUGACGGUGGCUGCGCCGUCUAUGCGGGCUUUCGCUCCUUGAGCUAGAACGGCUGGAGUGGCUGCUAGCGGAUGACGGGGCAGAGCCGUCGGAUGAGGUGGUAUCUGACCGUCGCCGAACCGGGGGAGGUGGAGAGCGGGACAGUCUCCGUGAGCUGUGGUGUGAGGGCCGGCCGUCGCGCUCGCGCGACCGUCGUUUAGAGCGAUGUCCUUGCCGGCGGCUGCGGUGUGAGCGGUUGGGUUCGUUCUCGCUUGCAGGGAAUGGGGAGCUCGAAGAACGGUGGUGGCCCGAGGCCAUCGCAGACUCUUGAUCCGAGGCCGUCGCAGACUCUUGGCCAGAGGUUGUCGCAGAGUCCCGGCCCGAGGCCGUCUCCAACGCUGACGCCGUCGCCAGCGACUGCAGGUGGACGUGGAGGCGUUUCGCAAGCGUCUGUUUCGUGCCCGUGGUCGAUAGAGAAGCUGCCUGCAACCGUUCCUUGAUCUCUGCAAUCGGGAGCUUUCCUAUCCGCCAGAGAGCGGGUGGACGCCUCGAAGCCAUUGUAGCUUGAAGUUAGCUAGUAGAAGUUAGCUUGAAGUUUGCCUAGUGUGCUCCCGUGUGUGCGCAGACUGGUCUUUUCAGUAGAGCUUACCCCUUUUCAGGCUGCAGCACCUGAGCCCCACCCUUCUUUGUGCAUGUGUUAACUAUGUUUACCUAUGCCUAUGUAAACUGUAUUUAAAUUGCAAUUAUGUUAGCUAUGAUCUUUUAUAAAGGGUAAUGAUGUAAAAUUCAAUGAGCAGGGUACCAGAAUCAUCAAUAAACUCCGGAUAUACCAGUAUCAGAGAAAUCAAGAAGGUUCGAAGGCAGACAUGGUCCGCUCAGAAGUGGGCGAAGUGCUUCUAACUGGAAAUUCUACAUUUCAUCCCUUUCCAAGUGCAUUAUCUUUUCCAGCGGGUAUACCUAAUGACGGGAUACCAAUUGAGGAUGUGGUGACAGUCUCAGUGGCUCUGACAGUGGUGUAUGUCAUUCUGGCCACCACUGGACUAGUGUUUGCUGUGGGAUGUCUACUCUUUAACAUCAUUUUUCGCCAGAGAAGAUUGGUUCGACUCUCCAGUUCUAACCUCAACUACCUGAUUGGACUGGGAGCUAUAGUUCUCUACGUCAAUGUCAUCACUCUCGUCAUUCCCACCACAAACGCAGACUUUGCUGCUAUACUGUGCAAUACCAAUCCUUGGUUGGUAUCAGUGGGCUACUCUUUGUGUUACGGGACUAUGAUUAUCAAAAUGAUCAGGGUCUGGGUCAUUUUCAAUAACAUACUGGAACUAAAAGCACUCAGGUGGAAUUGCAUCCUCUUCAAUAUUCCUCUGCACCCACUGCUCCGAGACAACCUGCUGGGACUGUUCAUUCUAUGUCUGACCAUCAUAGACGUUUUUAUUUUGCUACUGUUCACUGUGACUGAGGGAGUGAGAGGCAACCUUGGAGUAAAACUCACCACUAACCAAGAGCUACCUGAAGAGACCAUUGGUGCAACCGCAGAAUAUCACAAGUACUUUCUCUAUGUCUGUGAAUCUGAUGGGGCAAGUUGUCCUCUACGCAAUUCUGUUUGGAUACAAAGGGCAUUCUGCAAAGUCCUGGCUCUGCUCCUGGCUUUCCGUACUCGCAAUGUGAAGGUGAAGGGUCUGGAUGACUCUGUGUACAUUGCUGCCUCUGUGUACGUCACAAGUAUUGUGUUGACUGUCAUCAUUGUCUCCACCUACACUCUGAGGGACUAUGUGAAUGCCUACCCAGCUGUGGUGGGAAUGGGGUUACUGCUGGGAACCACCAUGAUCCUCGGACUUGUCUUCAUACCAAGGAUGGUAGGGCUCUACAAAGACCCCAAAGGAGAUACAAUCAAUACAGUUAGAACAAGGGAAGACAGGUCUCAGAACUUUGGAAGUAGCAAUGAUAGAGAGCUGAAGACACUUCGUCGCAGGGUCACUGAACUUGAAAUAACCCUCAAAAAACAUGAAUCUGAGACUUUCUCUCUCAACCGUCUUCCUAGUGUUGUGGAGGGAGCUGAAGAAGCUGUGUCAUACUCUAGCUAGCAGCAAUAGAAAAAAACAGGAAUGUCAAUAACAUAUUUCAGCACUAACAACUGUCACUCUCAAAAAAGCAUUUUCUACAUCACAAUUGUUAUGGCGGUGUUAAAAAGUCAUUGAAUAAUUCUGUCGAGUAGCUAACGUUGUAAAAGAAAAACACUCA
Molecule: messenger RNA, 2422 nt
Organism: Geodia barretti
Lineage: Eukaryota; Metazoa; Porifera; Demospongiae; Tetractinellida; Geodiidae
Source: the annotation of a GenBank genome assembly